AUGCCCGGCGGAAACUGGUUGAUACCAGAAUUAAACUUGGAGCCACACGACAAAGUUUACGGUGACGCGCGCUACGAAUCUGGUCUCAUCCGUGUAGCGUUUGCUAAAGGAAACCCAACAUAUUCGAAGAAACUCUACGCGGGACCUGUUCUGUCUGACACCGAGCCCUAUAGGUCUUAUCUGAUGAAGGAGAAAAUUGGCAUCGACAGCUGGAAUAAGGAUUACCACACUUAUACUUUGAUCUGGAAACCAGACGGCAUAGAUGUGUCAGUGGAUGGAGAGCAAUACGGUACAAUACAAGCUGGAGAAGGAUUUUACCCAAGCGCUAGAGAACACGCCGUGCCUCAUGCAGCAGCUUGGCUUAAGGGUUCCGUCAUGGCACCAUUAGAUCAACUGUUCUACGUAAGUCUAGGUCUUCGUGUUGGUGGUGUCCACGACUUCCCAGAUACUUCAGAUAAACCAUGGAAGAACAGAGGCAGCAAGGCCAUGUAUGACUUCUGGCAAGCGAAGAACACCUGGUUCCCAUCGUGGUACCAAUCGAACAUGAAAGUCGAUUAUGUUAGAAUAUACGCUUUGUGA
Leptosia nina is the source of this 579-nucleotide messenger RNA. NCBI's taxonomy places the organism in Eukaryota, Metazoa, Arthropoda, Insecta, Lepidoptera, Pieridae. The record is from the annotation of a GenBank genome assembly.